Mya arenaria is the source of this 1193-nucleotide messenger RNA. RefSeq names its product ubiquitin-conjugating enzyme E2-17 kDa. The transcript has 6 exons. The record is from RefSeq and is a predicted model, not a curated record. NCBI's taxonomy places the organism in Eukaryota, Metazoa, Mollusca, Bivalvia, Myida, Myidae. Gene Ontology annotation, molecular function: ubiquitin conjugating enzyme activity. Gene Ontology annotation, cellular component: nucleus. Gene Ontology annotation, biological process: ubiquitin-dependent protein catabolic process; protein polyubiquitination. Bases 112 to 555 code for a protein of 147 amino acids.
UGUGCUCGUACGCAUGCGCUUAUAUUAUAUCCGGGUUUACUUAAAGCUUGAAAGAGAAAGGAAGAGGUUCAAUUGAACCAAAAAAAUAUACAUUUCUGUUAUCAAAAAACAAUGGCCCUGAAGCGAAUCAACAAAGAGCUACAGGAUCUUGGAAGAGAUCCCCCAGCACAGUGCUCUGCAGGUCCAGUUGGAGAUGAUUUAUUUCACUGGCAAGCAACAAUAAUGGGUCCGCCGGACAGUCCUUAUCAGGGUGGUGUGUUUUUCCUAACUAUACAUUUUCCUACAGAUUACCCAUUUAAACCACCAAAGGUUGCCUUCACAACAAGAAUAUAUCAUCCAAAUAUAAACAGCAAUGGAAGUAUUUGCUUAGACAUCCUCCGGUCACAGUGGUCCCCUGCUUUAACGAUAUCAAAAGUGCUACUGUCGAUCUGCUCACUGCUGUGUGACCCAAACCCCGACGAUCCCCUCGUCCCUGAGAUUGCCCGCAUCUUCAAGACAGACAAAAACAAAUACAAUGAUCUUGCAAAGGAAUGGUCAAAGAAAUAUGCCAUGUGAUGCCUGGAAAAGGAGAAUAAGACAAAUCUGAUCGUAUGAAACAACACCAUUCAACAAGUUAAAUAUAAAAUGUUAAUUAGUGCUAGGUGAUCAGUCCUGUAUAUUUUGUAAUGUAAGUGCUAACCUUCACAAUAGCAGUUGUUAAAAGUGGUAAUUUUGUCAAUUGUUGAAUUAUCAGAUGAUUGAGGUUUCUUUUUUGAACCAUGUAAUAUAUGAACACUUAUGUUGAUUCUUCUGCAUAUUUUUUUUUAACAAGAAAAGCAAUCAUUUCCAAGCUGUGUUAUUAAAUCAGAGUGGUAAUGUUCACUAACUAUGAUGACAUUUGAGAAUGUAGGUGUGAGUGGUUGAUGACGGUUUUGUAAUGUGGCAAUAUCAGUGAUUCAUGUUCAUGGUCUACACUUGUUUAUUACUCUAAAAUAGUUAUUUAUGUUCUUGUUAGCUGAAAUCAUCUUGGAAAGAAAGCUGUGUAUUUGAUUUUGAGCUCAGUGGAACUGUUUAUCCCAUGAUUUGUUAAGAAUCACUUUGUAAGUAGUAAGAAAAAUGACAAAAAUCACUUAAAUAUUACUUUUUGUUAAAAUCAUCCUUGACUUUCCUUGUGUACAUUGUUUUAUUUUGUGCUGCAUUAAAUUUAGACUCUG